Panonychus citri (citrus red mite) is the source of this 1724-nucleotide messenger RNA. It is a transcript of the gene DNApol-alpha50, whose product is annotated as DNA primase small subunit-like. The transcript has 3 exons. Gene Ontology annotation, biological process: DNA replication, synthesis of primer. Gene Ontology annotation, cellular component: alpha DNA polymerase:primase complex. The record is from RefSeq and is a predicted model, not a curated record. Bases 185 to 1423 code for a protein of 412 amino acids. Lineage: Eukaryota; Metazoa; Arthropoda; Arachnida; Trombidiformes; Tetranychidae.
ACUUUUGGCGGUAAAAAGCAUAAAGAUAAUUUUCUUGUCUCAUUGAGUGAAUUUACAUUUUUCCUUUUUUUUUAAUUGUUUUUCAUCAAUUCUCUUUGUUGCAUUUUAAUUCCUUCAAUUGUUGAUAAUUUUAAGCGUUUAUUUGGUUAACUGUUAAGAUUGAUUGAGACAUUUUGUAUUCAUAAUGGGUGAUUCAGAUGGCUUGGAAAUGUUACCUUUGUAUUAUCAAUUACUUUUUCCUUCUAAACUUUUCUGUAAAUGGUUAUCCUAUGGAAAUGAUGAAAGUUUCCUUAAUAGAAGAGAAUUUUCUUUUACCUUACCUGGUGAUAUCUAUUUACGUUAUCAAAGUUUUAAAAAUUCAGAGGAAUUACUGAAAGGACUUGCAACCAAACUUCCUAUUAAAAUCGAUAUUGGUGCUGUUUUUGAUAAAGUACCAAAAGAUAAUCGUAAAACAUUGGAAUCUCUUAUUCCACAGGAAAGGGAAUUAAUUUUCGAUAUUGAUAUGAACGAUUAUGAUGAUAUUCGUACCUGUUGUAAAGGCGCAGUAAUUUGUAAAAUGUGCUGGAGAUUCAUUGUUAUUGCUGCUAAGAUUUUAGAUCGAGCCUUGAGAGAAGAUUUUGAUUUUAAAAAUAUUCUUUGGGUCUAUUCUGGUCGUCGUGGUAUUCAUGGUUGGGUCUGUGAUGCUCGAGCUCGUAAAUUAUCACAAGAUGCAAGAUCUGCCAUAGUUGAUUAUUUAUCUCUAGUUGAAGGUGGUGAAUAUAAAAGUAAACGAGUUACCCUUCCAGCCAACAAAAAUCUUCAUCCAAGUGUUAAAAAAUCAUUGGACUUGAUUAAGAGUGAAUUUGUUGAUUUCAUGAUUAAAGAUCAAAAAUUAUUCGACACAACGGAAAGUGCAUCAAAGGUGAUCGAUCUAUGUCUUGAUAGCGAAUUAAAGUUGGCCUUGAGAAGUAAAGUUCUAAAAUCAUUUCGUACUGGUAUCGAUCGUUGGGAAGUUUUCGAGAAAACCGUUGAACUUUUUGUUCAGGAAAAAAAUUACACCCGAACUCAUGCAAGAUACUAUUUAGAUGAAAUUAAAUUACAAAUGUGUUAUCCUCGUUUAGAUGUAAACGUUUCCCGAGGAAUGAACCAUUUAAUCAAAUCUCCGUUCUGUGUUCACCCUAAAACCCAUCGAGUUUGUGUUCCCGUUGAAAUGGAUAAGAUUGAAAAAUUUGAUCCAUUUACCGUUCCAACGAUUGAUCAACUUUGCUCCGAAAUUGAUGCUCAUGAUGCCGCUAAUCCAGAGAAAACCAAUAUCGAUGUUUAUGAUAAGACAAGUUUGAAAGAAUUAAUGAAAUUUUUCCGUUUAUUUGUGUCCAAGUGCGAAAGAGACGAAGCGAUCGCCAGAGCAGCCGAAGCUCGAGCCACCGAAUCACUUGAUUGUUAAUCACCCAACCAAACCAAUCGAAUCAAUCAUAUCUUAUGGAGAAGAGAAAAAAAAUCAAUAGUCACAAUCAAUAAUCAAUCUUGAAAAAAAAGUCAAUCAUUUCUAUUACAUGAGCAACGAUGGUUAAAUCUAAAUUCUGUCCACAAGUAAUUAACACAAUUAAUCAACACCUUUAAUUACAAUGGAAAUUUUCAAACUUGAUUGAUAUAAUUUCUCAUGUCUUUCUUAUUAAUACAAUUUGUCCUACAACAAACAAUGAUAUUGAUCUAUUUUUGAUUAAAAAUACAAAUUGAUUUUACCA